AUGGACUAUGUUGCCUGGUCUAACAAACAGGCAUCCUAUCAGGGCGGGGACUGGAGGUACAAGUCACGGCGCCAUCUGCGGGUGGUCACCCUGGUGGAGCACCCCUUCGUCUUCACCCGGGAGGUGGAUGAGGACGGUCUUUGUCCCGCUGGUCAGCUCUGCCUGGACCCCCUCACCAACAACACAGCCCUGCUCCAGUCCCUCUUCCUCCAGAUGCGGGGGCCAAACGACAGCAUUCCCACGGAGUAUAAGAAGUGUUGCUAUGGCUACUGCAUCGAUCUACUGGAGAAACUAGCGGAGGACAUGGGGUUCGACUUUGACCUGUAUAUUGUAGGCGACGGCAAGUACGGUGGGUUUAAGAACAGGCGCUGGACAGGGCUGGUGGGAGAUCUUCUCAGCGGAGCGGCCCACUUGGCGGUCACAUCCUUCAGUAUAAACUCGGCCCGGAGCAGGGUUAUAGACUUCACCUCCCCGUUCUUCUCCACCUCUCUGGGCAUCCUGGUACGGACCCGGGACACGGCCGCGCCCAUCGGAGCCUUCAUGUGGCCCCUGCACUGGUCCAUGUGGCUGGGGAUAUUCGUCUCGCUACAUGUUACUGCCGUAUUCCUGACCAUCUACGAGUGGAACAGCCCGUUUGGGAUGACGCCACGAGGCAGGAACAGAGAUAAGGUGUUCUCCUUCUCCUCGGCUCUGAACGUCUGCUAUGCCAUCCUGUUUGGCCGUACAGCUGCCAUUAAACCUCCUAAGUGCUGGACGGGGCGGUUCCUCAUGAAUCUCUGGGCUAUCUUCUGCCUGUUCUGUCUGUCCACCUACACAGCCAAUCUGGCCGCCGUUAUGGUGGGGGAGAAGACCUUCCAGCAACUCUCAGGAAUACACGAUCCAAAGCUUCAUCACCCAUCACAGGGGUUCCGCUUCGCCACGGUCCGGGAGAGCAGUGCCGAGGAUUACCUGAAGAAAAGCUUUCCGGAGAUGCAUGAAUACAUGAGACGGUACAACGUACCAGCAACCCCAGAUGGAAUAGAACAUCUGAAGCACGAUCCUCAGCAACUGGAUGCUUUCAUCAUGGACAAGGCCUUACUCGACCACGAGGUGUCUAUCGAUGCAGAAUGCAAGACACUCACCGUGGGGAAACCAUUUGCAAUUGAAGGUUACGGCAUCGGCCUGCGUCAGAACUCUCCCCUGACCUCUAACAUCUCAGAGCUGGUGAGCCAGUACAAGUCAGACGGCUUCAUAGACAUGCUGCAUGAUAAGUGGUACAAGGUGGUGCCCUGUGGGAAACGGAGCUUCGCAGUCACAGAGACCCUACAGAUGGGCAUUAAGCAUUUCUCAGGCCUGUUCUUGAUGCUGUGUGUCGGGUUGGUUCUGUCUCUCCUCACCACCCUGGCUGAACACAUCAUCUACCGCUUUGUCAUACCCAGAGUCAAGGACCCCAAGUUCAAGUACUGGCUGCAUACUAGUCAGAGGUUACAUCGAGCAAUGAACUCAUCUUUCAAUGACGAUAAACUGCAGACCGUAGCCAAGCCAGAAGAAAGGUGCAUCAUGGGUAACAACCAACAACAACUGCAGCCAUGUGUACCAUGGAACAGCUCCAACUGCAACAGGAGGAGGAUCCCACCUCAGGAGUCCCUGCUUAACGUUCUGGAGUCUCCCCCCUGUGAUUGCUCUCCUCCACCUCAGGAGUCCCUGCUUAACGUUCUGGAGUCUCCCCCCUGUGAUUGCUCUCCUCCACCUCAGGAGUCCCUGCUUAACGUUCUGGAGUCUCCCCCCUGUGAUUGCUCUCCUCCUCCUCCUCCUCAGGAGUCCCAUCUAAAUAUUCUGGAGUCUCCCCCCUGCGAUUGCUCUCCUCCUCCUCCCUCAGCCCUUUCACCUCCUUCAUCUCCUCCUUCUCAGGUGAAGAGCCUGGUCCCCCAGCAGGCAACCUCUAACGGGAGGACAGACCUGGUCCAGGUGGGUCUGCAGACCAGGACCAACCCCAUGCUGCAGGAGCUGUCAGAGCUGGAGACACACAUCACCAUCAUCAAACAGCAACUGCACAUCGCCAUGACGAAGAAGAGGGAGCUGGAGCAGUAUCAGCAGACACACAACAUGACAGAGAAGAGGACUGCUGAGUCCGAGAGCAGCACAGAGGACCAGCAGGAGGACAACCAGCCUGAGACCCAGAGACCAGCCAGACUCACCCAAAACCCAGAGCCCCCUACCCAGACACCCAGACCCAUGUACCCAAACCCAGAGCCCUAUGCCCAGACACCCAAACCCAGCGCCCUCCACCAAGACACCCAGACCCAGAGCCAGAGCCCUCUACCCAGACACCCAGACACUCAAACCCAGAGCCCUCUACCCAGAGCUCUCUACCCAGACCCAGAGCCCUCUACCCAGACACCCAAACCCAGAGUCCUGUUCCCAAACCCAACACCCUCUACCCAGACACCCAAACCCAGAGCCCUCUACCCAGACACCCAGACCCCUGUACCCAGACCCAGAGCCCUGUACCCAGACAAUCAGACCCAGAGCCCUGUACCCAGACAAUCAGACCCAGAGCCCUGUACCCAGACAAUCAGACCCAGAGCCCUGUACCCAGACAAUCAGACCCAGAGCCCUGUACCCAGACAAUCAGACCUAGAGCCCUGUACCCAGACAAUCAGACCUAGAGCCCUGUACCCAGACAAUCAGCCCUAG
This is a messenger RNA of Salvelinus namaycush (lake trout), 2676 nucleotides long. Its product is annotated as glutamate receptor ionotropic, NMDA 3A-like. The record is from RefSeq and is a predicted model, not a curated record. The transcript is spliced from 9 exons. Gene Ontology annotation, molecular function: transmitter-gated monoatomic ion channel activity involved in regulation of postsynaptic membrane potential; NMDA glutamate receptor activity. Lineage: Eukaryota; Metazoa; Chordata; Actinopteri; Salmoniformes; Salmonidae. Bases 1 to 2676 code for a protein of 891 amino acids. Gene Ontology annotation, cellular component: postsynaptic membrane; plasma membrane. Gene Ontology annotation, biological process: monoatomic ion transport; modulation of chemical synaptic transmission; ionotropic glutamate receptor signaling pathway.